AGAAUCGAGUGGAAUCACGUAGCCGCAUCCAUUCAUCGGCGCUGUCGGUACAUUCGUCACACAUUUCGACGCUGACAGUCUUCUCUCCGAUAUCGUUGAACAUCAUUUAUCGGACGUAAUCAAUCUCAAGAAGAACCAAAUUUGUUCACAAGAAAAGGGGCAAGAAAAUAAAGUUGGUCUGCUCUCGAUCGAAUGCAACAGCGCGUCCUCACGUUGUUAUUACGUCACGUUCACCGUCGUGUUUUUGUUUACAAUGACAUAAUCGCGAUAUGUCAGAAAAAUAGCAUUUGAAAAACGGAGGCUGUAUCCUCGAUGUAAAAUACUUUUGGAGCAAGAAGUACGCCCAGCAAGAUUGUCCGCGACGCGUGUCUGUUAUGUUACGUGGAAUACACCGUUGACUUGCUCAACCCUCUGUUACAUUUCGCAAAAAAAUUGUUGAGAUAAGGAGACUUUUAUCUCUCGCAUGAAUGUGUAAAACAUGCCCGGAGGUAGACGAAAUGCUGUCAGUCGGACUGGACUGACUGCUAGAUCGGGUUCUAAUGCUGGUUCUAAUGCCAAUGCUAACGGGAGGAGCAACAGCGGUGAGAGAGCGAGUGUCAAUGCAAAUGCGGACGACAAGAGGCUCGACGAGGUGUGCAGUGGAAGGUCCCUGGCACCGAAGCACAUUCCCAUCCCAGCGGUACCGGUCGACGGGCAGUUGAGCUUCGAGAGUCUAUCUCUGGUCGUCUCAAUCAUCGCGGCUUGUCUGCAGCUGCUUAAUCUGUACAAAACUGUAUGGUGGUUACCAAAUUCCUACAAUGGUUAUAGUAUGAACUUUUACCUGAUAGAUCCUUAUUUACUUGUAUUUAUUUUUAUUACGGCGGCGCAUAGAUUCCUUUACACAUUGUUACGUCAGAUUAUCGAUGUUUCAUUGCCAAUACGAUCGGUAUCCACAAAAUUGGCAGUCCGAAACAUUUUAAGGUCAUCUUUAUCUGUUGCUGUGCAGAGUGUGAUACUCUGGUGCCUCUAUCAUAUGGCUGAGAGGCAUGACUCUAUGAAAAUCUUUUAUUUAUGUUAUCCUUUGUCACUAUAUUUUAUUAUGUUUGGAAUAAGAACAUCAUUUUUUGAUAUAUUCUCAAGUGAGAAAGAAGAACGGAAAACCAAGUAUGCAUUAGAUAAACCUUUACACAACUGCUCAUUAAAUGCAUCAGCCAUUAGAGCAGAAGUAUCAAAUUUAAAAUCCGAUUUUAACAGACGAUUUGACCGAGCUUUAUUUUCGUCUUCCUUUAACACAUACGUCUGCGUAAUGGCGCCUAUCAUUUUUGUACCUCCACAUUUACAUUUCAAUGUUCUAUGGGUGAUACAGCACGUUACCUUAUUUUGGCUCGGAAGGAUAUGCGCGUAUUUUGCUCAGGCUUAUCCUUUUAGAUAUUGCGACGAGCUGCAUAGAGCAGCAAUGCACUUGGGCCGAUGGGUUAAGAUAGAAAAUCGCAAUAAUCACAUGUAUAUUCAACCAUGGAAUGAAGCGGUAUUAUGGCCUCAUGGGUCGAUUGUAAAACACAAUCGAGAAAUUUAUCGUUCCGAAGGUUUGUGUACGGCAGCGGAACCGGGUAAUUCAACUCACUCUAAAUUUUAUAGCGUAUUCAAUAAUCGAGUAACGCUACUAAGUCCAAUAUUGGCAUUACAAUUAUUAUUGGUGAACAUUCAAUUGUUUAUUUUAUUAGGUGUGACUGAAUGGUAUCAAAUACUGUCGACGAUAUUAUUAUUAGUUAUACAUUAUUAUAACUUAUUCAAAAUGGCUAGAGAUUUUCUAAUAUCCUGGAAGGUGUACCGUGCUGAACAAAUAAUUCAAGAGAAGUCUCAAAUGGUUGUAAAUCCAGUUGCUCAAUAAAAUACAAGUGAUUUCUGUAAUACUCAUUUUACAUUUUAUAUGUAUUUAUUAAAUGAAAUGGAAUGUCUUGUGGCUUCUUAUGAAAACAACGGACUCGUAAAUGAUAAACAAGUUCGAACCAAACAUUUCGUGUAUACGGAUAUUUUAAUAAAAGUUUAUUAUAUCUUUUA
Messenger RNA from Monomorium pharaonis (pharaoh ant), 2040 nucleotides. RefSeq names its product transmembrane protein 39A-A. NCBI's taxonomy places the organism in Eukaryota, Metazoa, Arthropoda, Insecta, Hymenoptera, Formicidae. The record is from RefSeq and is a predicted model, not a curated record. The transcript is spliced from 7 exons. The coding region runs from base 479 to 1870 and encodes 463 amino acids. Gene Ontology annotation, cellular component: membrane.